AUGUCAAAAGUCAUCCAAAAGAAAAACCACUGGAUCACCAAAGUCAGCGAGUGCGUAAUUGUGCGGGACGCGUGCGGCGAGCUGAACGUGGAGCUGCGAGGUGGGGCUGAACAUGGACAGUUUGCCUACAUUGGACAUGUCCGAGAGGAUGCGGUCCUUUACCAGGGCGGGAAACUCAACGAGGGGGAACUCAUACUGGAGGUUGAGGGGCUGCCUGUGUCAGGAUUACCCCUGUAUGACAUUUUAACCGUCAUCACCUGCACAAAAGGUCCCAUCAUUUUGAAGACGGUGCGUCAAGGGAACAAGCUGAACAAAGACCUGAAGCACUACCUGAGUCUGCGGUUCCAAAAGGCUUCCCCUGACCACGAACUGCAGAAGACCAUCCGGGCCAAUCUGUAUCGCCAUGCAGUGCCUUGUACAACACGCGCCCCCCGAGACGGAGAGUUGCCAGGGGUGGAUUACAACUUCCUGUCAGUGGAUGACUUCCUAGAACUUGAAGAGAGUGGUACACUGCUUGAAAUUGGAACAUAUGAGGGUAACUAUUAUGGGACCCCCAAGCCGCCAAGGCAACCCGUCAUUGGGACAGUGAUUCUCGGAGAUGUAGGUUCCCAGCAGUCCACCCCCAAGCGCACCAAGUCCUACAAUGACAUGCAAAGCGUCCGAGUAGUGCCUGCUGACGACGACGAUGACGACCAGGCCUCGGAAAUGAACAACACUUUCACAGGAUCCUUAGUGCGUAGUCUCUUCCCCUCUCCUUUGUUGUGCGCAGGUAACCCUAGCGACCAGGAUGAGAGCCGCGGCGGUAUCCUCCGGCCGUACCCCGCGCGUGACAACGCUCCUUCCUGUGGUCUGAACAAUGCGGCCAUCUCCACAGCGGACAGCGGGCAGCAGACCCUGGCAGAGCCGCAGGUCUCCCCGGAAGACGCGUUGGGACCGCUGCCCGAAAACUGGGAGAUGGCCUACACUGAGAAUGGAGAACUUUACUUUAUAGACACAACAAAGGCACACCACCAGGACAUGGCUGUGCAUUUAAAGAGCUUCCACAACACAAAGACCACAUCAUGGUUGGAUCCCCGGUGUCGAGACAAAGCCUCCAGGCCUCUGGAGGAGUGCGAUGAUGAUGAAGAGGGGAUACAUACGGAGGACCUGGAGAGUGAUCUCGAGCUGCCGCCAGGAUGGGAGAGGAUAGAUGACCCAGUGUAUGGAAUUUACUAUGUCGAUCAUAUAAACAGGAAGACCCAGUACGAGAACCCAGUGGUGGAGGCGCGGCGUCGCAAAAUCCUGCAGGAGCAGCAGCAGCAGCCGCAGCCUCCAGAAGGUGAGCGGUACAUUCGAGAGUGGAUAGAGGAGCACUCUUCAGCUGCAACACCACUGGUAAACUACGUUCCAAACCACCUCGAGACCUACAGGGACCCUCAAGUCCCACCAACACUACCUCCGGUCCCCACAGGAGCCAAACGAGGGAAGCCGUUCUUCACCAGAAACCCUGCAGAGCUAAAAGGAACAUUCAUUAACACAAAGCUGAAGAAGAGCCGUCGCGGCUUCGGCUUCACAGUGGUCGGAGGUGAUGAACCAGAUGAGUUCUUACAGAUCAAAAGUCUGGUGCUGGACGGACCUGCGGCCGUGGAUGGCAAGAUGGAGACAGGUGAUGUCAUCGUCAGUGUGAACGACACCAUCGUGCUGGGUUACACCCACGCUCAGGUGGUGAAGAUCUUCCAGUCCAUCCCUAUUGGCUCCAUGGUGGACUUGGCCUUAUGCCGUGGCUACCCGCUGCCCUUUGACCCUGAUGACCCCAACACCAGUCUGGUCACCUCGGUGGCCAUCUUGGACAAGGAGCCCAUUAUCGUCAACGGGCAGGAAACCUUUGGCUCGCCUUCCAACCCAAGUGGACCGCUCAACGGUCAGAGAGAGCCGCGGGCGCACAGCCCGUCCGCUGAGGCGUUGUCCAACAACCUGCUCGGCUACACCAGCGACGUGGUCACCCUGGCCUCAUCGAUCGUCACCCAGCCUGAGCUCAUCACCAUUCACAUGGAGAAGGGAGACAAAGGAUUUGGGUUCACCAUCGCAGACAGCCUGACUGGAGGUGGGCAGCGGGUCAAGCAGAUCGUGGACUACCCACGCUGCCGGGGCCUCAAGGAGGGGGACAUCCUGAUGGAGGUUAACAAAAGAAAUGUCCAGAACAUGAGCCACAACCAGGUGGUGGACCUGCUGAGCAAAUGCCCACGAGGGAGUGAAGUCACAAUGUUGGUGCAAAGAGGAGUGGUGCCUGCCAAGAGGAGUCCGAAGCUGGUGCACCAGUUAGAAAGGAAGGACAGCCAGAGCAGCUCCCAGCACAGCGUGUGCAGCCAUCGCAGCACACACGCGGACUCUCCCAGCCACCCGCCCUCUGCGAUGCCCGGUGAGGCUGCGGUGCCCACUCCCGCUGCCCCCAACCAGCCACUGCCGGGCUUGCCCCCUCAGGACCUCCCAGAUGGUACCCUCACCCUCCAGAAGAAGCCGGAUCCCUUUAAGAUCUGGGCUCAGUCAAGGAGCAUGUACGAGAGCAGACUGCCAGAUUGCCAGGAGCAGGACAUUUUCCUUUGGCGAAAGGAUACGGGCUUCGGUUUCCGUAUUCUUGGGGGAAAUGAGCCCGGGGAGCCUAUCUACAUCGGUCACAUAGUGAAGUACGGCGCCGCCGACGAGGACGGACGCCUGCGUUCAGGUGAUGAGCUCAUCUGCGUGGACGGCACAGCAGUGGUGGGCAAGUCUCACCAGUUGGUGGUGCAGCUGAUGCAGCAGGCCGCCAAACAAGGCCAUGUCAACCUUACGGUCAGGCGGAAGACCCCGGGAUACCCAGUGUCAAAAGGGGAAGGCGACGUUCCGCCGUCGCCAGCCUCUUCCCACCACAGCAGCACCCAGGCACCCAGCCUGACGGAAGGCAAGCGGACCCCGCAAGGAAGCCAGAACUCUCUCAACACGGUCAGCUCGGGCAGCGGGUCCACCAGCGGCAUAGGCAGCGGCGGAGGAGGCGGCAGCGGGAGCGCCGUGGUUCCCGCCUCUCUGCAGCCGUACGACGUGGAAAUCCAACGUGGAGAAAACGAAGGCUUCGGUUUUGUCAUUGUGUCCUCUGUCUCCAGGCCCGAUGCGGGCACUACCUUUGCUGGAAACGCUUGUGUGGCCAUGCCCCACAAAAUAGGGCGCAUCAUCGAAGGCAGCCCAGCAGACCGCUGCGGUAAGCUGAAAGUCGGCGAUCGGAUAUUGGCCGUCAAUAACUGCUCCAUCACCAACAAGUCCCACUCGGACAUCGUCAACCUGAUCAAGGAAGCCGGAAACACGGUCUCGCUCAGGAUCAUCCCCGGUGAUGAGUCUUCCAAUGCUUCUCUGCUGACCAAUGCUGAGAAGAUCGCUACUAUUACCACCACACACACUCCUCAACAGUCCAAAGAGUCUCGGAACACUUCCAAGUCGAAAGGAGUUCCUCCUCCUCCACCGACACAAACUGUACAGGACAAUGAGUUCUACUCGGUGGACCUUGAACGCGACAGCAAAGGUUUUGGUUUUAGCCUGAGGGGAGGGCGGGAAUACAACAUGGACCUUUAUGUGUUGAGACUAGCAGAGGACGGAGCUGCUGUCAGGAAUGGCAAAAUGCGGGUGGGAGACGAAAUCUUGGAGAUUAAUGGCGAGAGCACAAAGAACAUGAAGCAUUCGCGUGCCAUUGAACUGAUCAAGAACGGCGGGCGAUGGGCACGGCUUGUCCUGAAACGUGGGGAUGGAUCUGUACCCGAGUAUGACGGCGGCAAUGACGGGUACCCUCCCACACUCGGGGCACAAAACACUACGGAAGUGAGAACGCUGCCACCCAACAGCCGAUAUCACACCUCAUUGGAUUCCAGUUAUCCACCAGACCUUCACACACCAUCACGCCGGGAGGAGGCCGGGCGUGGGCGAGACAGGAACAGGAACGGGGACAGGGCCGGGUCAGAUCAGACGGACUACCAAGCCCGACAGUUUAACCCUCACCUUCACCACACCUGGAAUAACAAUCACCGUCACAGUAACCCCAGACAGCCGUCUCCAGACAACAGUAACGGUGGCAGUGGCAACAAGAAGAUCCGAGGGCGCAAGGUCGAAAAGUCCGAGUCCGAAAGCGGCAUCUCGAAGCUCCUAAAGACUCUGAGGAAAGACACCGCGGGGAAGAAGGCUGCAGCAGCGCAGAAACUCAGGGGCCAAGGACUCUCAAACAGUAGCUCUACUUUGGACGGGAGGUUUCGCGUGCAGCGCCGUGGCUCCCUCGAUCGCUCACCCACGCCAAAGCGCGCCUCCUCCCCCGAUCGUAGGCGGGCCAAGUCGAUGGAGCGCAAGGCAGAGCGAGCGCAUCGGGAUGGCACGCCUGAGAGCGAGCACGACGACGGGGGCUUCCUCGCCGUCACCCCUGAGCGCAAAUUCUACGAGAGAAGGCUCCUCAAGGACGCCCGGGUGAGCGGGCGAGUCUGGGAAGUCGCCGCCCCCGAGCGCUCCAACAACAACGGCGUCGAUUCCUCGUCCCUUCCCAGAGGCGGCGCUUAUGAGCGAGCCACCAAGAACGGCAACCUGAUAAGAGACUCUUCCUCCGAGCAAUAUCGGAUCAACGGAACACCAGAGAGACGGUCUCAGGCAGAGCGGGAUUCGUCCCCUGACAGCAACUACAGCCGGGACGAGCGGAACUAUGCAGCAGCACCCAGGCUCAAAGACUACUACGGCAUGAUGAAGAACAAUGCUGCACACAACAAUGCUGCACACAAGAACACAGGCCACAACAAUAACACAGUUUUCCAAAGCCCAAAGCAGCUCCCUGAGCCCAAGAGAAAGUUGUACACGGAAAGCCCCAAAGACCUCAGCAUCUAGAGCGGCGCAAACUCUCUCCUACGCGAUCAUCCACUGAAAUUGGACCGAUGAAGACCCGAAGAGCCAACCGGUUUAUUGAUUGAUUUAACUUGUCCCGAUCCCAUCCGGAGAUUCCUAAAACAGCAGGAGUACAAUCCCAUCGGCUUACACUGGUUGUUUUGUCAUUGUUACGUUGCUCAUAACAGGUUGUUGUAUUAUAAUAGAAGUAUUGUAUGUGCCUGCAUAUGAAAUUGGUGAUUUUGCUUUUUUUUGUCUGCAUUGCUGAAUCUAAAUGUUUUUUUUUGUUCCCUCCCACCUACUAUGUGAGACAAGCUUCCAGUUGUGCUUUUUUUUCAACUUUUUACUUUAAUGAACAAAUGAUAGCACAAAUCGCCAAUGGCUUACAAGAAUGGUGGAGGGGGAGGGGGGACAAAAACCAAUGGGACAUGUUCAAAAAUGAAGAACUGGAGAUAAAGUAGGAGUGCUGAAUUUAUAAAUAAUUUAUUUCUUUCACGCGUGUGUUUUUAUUUAACAUGGCACAUAUCCCGAGUGAGCUUGCUUAAAUCCUGAUGAUUUCUGUUGGAAAAGCAUGCUUAUUGAGUUCUGUGCUCCCAAAACUAAGAAAUCAGAAAAGGAGGGAAAAAUGGUGACACGCCCUAAACAAUGAACAUUCUAAAGUUUAAAGCCUCCGCAAAUGAUCCCCGCCACAAGCAAAAAUGAGAGAAUGGAUGAAAAAAUUGUAUGAUCCAUUUGCAAGAUGCGCAGGCGAAUUAAAGUUGAACUCAACCACUUUUUUCAAAUGAGCGCGUUGCUACGAACCAAUCGACAUCCAAUUGGCUCUGUGACCUCAUGUGGUCCUGUCCCUGGCCGCCACCUCCUAACUCCACACACAAGCAGCUGACGCGCUUCAUUGGUGACGUGUGCAGAAGAUGCAACGUAUUCUUACUAAAAAAUAUGAAAAUCAAAGGUAAAAAACACCAAACCAAAAUUUGCUUCCAAACUCUUCCGUUCUAGCAACAUGACUUGGCCAGCAUGGCUAUACUAGCCUCCCCUCUGAAGGAAAAUACCCCACCUGCCCACAAGCGUGGUAGAUAUUACAAACACUACUUCAAAGUAGCCAUUGCAUGUUAUUUGAAUACAAUUCCAGGAUAUAAUCACAAACCCCUUCCACAUGAGAACACAUGAGUUGAUUGUCACUCACGCGUUUACACUUUGACCGAGAUCCUGCACAGUUCUUACGACAAGGCUCCUCGCACAGGAGACCACCAAUCUGCCGUGCUGAGCCACACUGUCACCCCACUGGAAUCUGACUGCUGCUUAAUAACGUGUUUUGUGACUGUUUUUUCUUUUGUUGUGAUUGUUGUUGUUGUUGUUUCACAGCAAACGCAUAGGCUACUGAGAGGCACACUCGUCUGCCACACUGGCUUAGCUUUGACACGAGGGCAAGACUGAAGUCAAGUUCACCCUCUUUCCCAAAAGGAGAUGGCAAUUCACCAAAAAUGAAUCCAAACCCGUUCCCGAGAAGGCAGAGCUCUUGGUUUGGCCACCCGGCAAGAUGGACCUCUCAAAGAUCACUUUGAAAAUGAUUUUGUACUCUUGGCCGGCGGGCGCACGUGCGUGAGCUGUCAUCAGCUAGUGUCUCAUCUGCCGUGUUGUCAGCUCGUGAUACCGUUUAUCACCUUUGCCACAACAAACUUGCAGGAGAUCAGAAUGCAAUGUGCGUGGGUGGUCGACUCUAAAACUUCCACAAGACAGGGCCGCCUCCCGUGUUGCCGCCUUAAGUUGACUUCGGUUCCUGGUUAGCAACGUUCGAUUAUAUGCGGUUCUAUUUUUCGGCUAAAAUAUGAUUAUAUGCUAAAAUACAUGACCGCUGUUGUCCAAUCAGGGUACUACCAAAAAAAAAAAAUCUGAUGCUCACCUCUUGGCCAUCUCCUGGAUAGAUUUUUCCUAUGUGACUAUUGGGAACCUGCGGAAGAAUUCAAAAUGUUGCCUUUUUCAUGUACAAAAGAGAAAUUUACGAUGAGCCUCAGCAAUGAGGAAUGUGACAGUGUUUUUAUCUCUGAAUGGACCUGAUGAUUUACGGGAUCUUUGUGGAUUUACUCUGGAUCAGGUAUGUAAAGACCUUUUCGAACGAAAGACGAAUUGGUCAAGCUGUUUUUCGUUUGAAUCUCUCGAUGGUUAGCCUGCCUUUGUAUUAUAAAGCACUUGUAUACGGUCUGUGUUCUUCAAGCAUUAUUUCUUGCAAUGUGCUCCAGACUGUGUGUGUUGAUAAGAGCAGUAAAUGUAUAUGGGCUGGGGGGUUUUUUUGUGUUUGUUUGUUUUAUAAAUCUAUGCAUACAUAAAUAUUACAUUGUUCAUAGCUUUAUUUGAUCCAUCAAGCUAUACAUAGCAUUAGUCGAAGUACAAGUAGAUGUUGAUUUAUCCAGCUUCUUUCCUUGAGAUGAAUACACUGUAUAUGUAGCUAUCAAAAGAAGUCUGUGAAUGCUAUUUUUAAUAUCAAAAUAAAGUUUUCCAUACAAAUAGA
Molecule: messenger RNA, 7366 nt
Organism: Hippocampus zosterae (dwarf seahorse)
Lineage: Eukaryota; Metazoa; Chordata; Actinopteri; Syngnathiformes; Syngnathidae
Product: membrane-associated guanylate kinase, WW and PDZ domain-containing protein 1-like
Exons: 24
Coding region: 1-4863 (1620 amino acids)
Biological process (GO): signal transduction
Cellular component (GO): cytoplasm
Molecular function (GO): protein binding
Source: RefSeq, a predicted model, not a curated record